UUCUUCGGUUCUACAAAACAAUUUGAAACCGACAGAAUCUCAGGGUCGCCUUUGGGCGUGUAACUGGCGGUUAUUUCCAUUCUGACGUAUUUCCAACUCAUCUGUUAAAACCUGUUCUUGCUAAGAUGAUGCAAUUUAUGAUCUUGUUUAGCCGCCAGGGAAAAUUAAGGCUCCAAAAGUGGUAUAUUUCCUAUUCUGAAAAAGAAAAGAAAAAAAUUUUACGCGAUCUCACUACAAUUGUGCUUUCACGAAAGCCAAAAAUGUGUUCAUUUAUUGAAUGGAAGGACUUAAAAGUUGUUUAUCGUCGGCACGUCCAUUCUGGUUUUAUAACUAACGUUUUUAGUUAUGCUAGUCUAUACUUCUGUGCUGCAGUUGAACCCCAGGACAAUGAGCUACUGACUUUGGAAAUAAUCCACAGAUAUGUGGAACUUUUAGAUAAGUAUUUUGGUAGCGUUUGUGAACUCGACAUUAUAUUCCAUUUUGAAAAGGCAUACUACGUAUUAGAUGAGUUUAUGUUAGGAGGAGAAGUUCAGGAGACUGGCAAAGAAAGCGCUUUAAACGACAUUGACAUGCAAGAUCUAAUUCAGGAGGAAGAGGCACCUCAAGGAUUUUUCGAAGAACAAGGAGGAGUGUAAAACCAAAGAAGAACAAGCUGAUAUAAGUGUGGUUGAUGUUUCUGGAUUUUAAAAUCAUUUCUGUUUCCUUCAAAGAUAAUGACUUGCUUAAUUUGUGUAUACAUUUACUUCAAGAUAAAAGUAUGCGAUAUGUUCGUAAGUAAAUUGUGCAAAGUACUCAAAAAUUAUUUACUUCUUGCAAACUUUUUUCUCUGCUCACUUUUCUGUUGUUUUGAUUAAUUUUCAAAUGCAAAUUUUAACCUCUCUCAGCAAACAUGUAUACAUUUAAGUUAGUUUUUUUUUCUGUUCAUUCCCUUUAUUAAAUUAUCAGUUAACUUUUUUUAAAAUGUAAUUUCCCUACAUAUGCCUUUCAUUUAAAAGAAAAAAGACAUUCUACUGCUCAAACCAAUUUUGCAUAUCAUUGUUUUACAAGAAACUAUUACUAUUACCUCUGAUAUUACGAUUCACUU
This is a messenger RNA of Schistosoma mattheei, 1084 nucleotides long. Lineage: Eukaryota; Metazoa; Platyhelminthes; Trematoda; Strigeidida; Schistosomatidae. The record is from the annotation of a GenBank genome assembly.